This is a messenger RNA of Numida meleagris (helmeted guineafowl), 3724 nucleotides long. Its product is annotated as scavenger receptor cysteine-rich domain-containing group B protein-like. The transcript is spliced from 3 exons. Gene Ontology annotation, cellular component: membrane. Bases 2914 to 3438 code for a protein of 174 amino acids. NCBI's taxonomy places the organism in Eukaryota, Metazoa, Chordata, Aves, Galliformes, Numididae. The record is from RefSeq and is a predicted model, not a curated record.
UAUUUAAUACCCAAGAACCCAUUAGUACUAAAAAUGGAGGAAAUAAAAAGAAGUAUCCUUCAGAAGGACAAAAUCAGGCCAAGGUUCUAAGACAGAGUAUGACAGAAUGGCAUUUUGGGUCAAAAUUAGAGAGGCAAGGGUGCAAAAUGAGUUAGGUAGAGCAGAGAGUAUAGCAGGUAACAACAAUCCAUUGCAAAACCACAUUUACAAGAUGGGAAAGAGUACGGAAAGAGUUUAUCAGUAAUGCAGUGAGGAAGGGAAGCUAGUGAAAGUGUGUGCAAACUAAGCUGAAGUGUUGAAUCUUUUCCACUUUCAUUUUUGCUAAAAUUCUUAUUAUGACACAACUGAAAUGAUUUCUAGGAAUGAGAAACAUGGAAGACAAGUUGAAAUACUGAAUGCACACUUAGGAAAGACAGAUAUUUUGAUCUGAAUUUAAAAUCACAAUCCUUUCCAAAAUCACUAUUAAAUAUUUGGGGAAAUGGCAACGGUCAUCUUUAACAGUGCUUGUGAGAUGGGGAGGUACCAGGUUCUGGUUGGUUUGAUCUAGUGUGUGUGUUUAGAAAUGAAUGAAUGAAUAAAUGAAUGAAUGAAUAAGAAAGAAAGAGUAAACAUGAUCGAGAGAAGAUGGAAGAAAGGGAAAGAGGGAGGGAAGAAAGCAGGCAACUCUGGCUGAUUUUAGAAGAUUCAGUCUAAAUUCAAUUCCCAGAAAAUACUGAGCAGAAAUCCAGUGCUUCUGUUUGUAGUCACCCAGAAGGUAAUAUGCUACCAGUUACCAGCAAACAUCGGUUUGUUUAAUUUAACUAUCAAGCAAGCAAUCAGUUCUACAAAUACAAAGUGGGAAUUACUGGCCAAACUCUCACAGGCAGACAGAAGCUUAGGAUCAGUAUCAAAGCACAACAGAAUCAAUAACAUCUGGGUAUUGCGAAAAAAACAAACUUCACCUGAAAUGUCUGGAACAAGAAGUCUCAUUUGUGAGUAAAACGAGUGACUCUCAUCUUCUCAACAGCUCUAAGAUCUCUCCUGCAUAUCAGUGGCUGGGUGUAGGCAUCAGCCUUCAAGAAGGGUGUUGUCCAGCUGUUGUCCAGGUGUUGGCCUGCUUGAGACCGACCAUGAGGGAGGCAGCGACAGCUAUCAGAACAUACGAAACAGGGUAGAGAUGGAGAGGUUAACAGUCUGAUGGAAGGACAAACCCUAAAGCUAAGCAAAGAGAUGUGAGCAGUCUUCAAAUGCUGAGACAGCUCAGCUGCUCUGAGCUGGAUGUGAUGGUAUACAGACUUGCUAUGAAACGUAAUGUGAACAUGAAUGAUGUGUUGCAAAUAGACCCUGGGUUGCACACUCUAAGCAGAGGAGUACAUCAGAGAUGCACUAAUUCCAUCUAAUGGAAUUAGUUUUAGAUUAAUUAAUAGAUGCACUUAUUUCCAUCUAAUGCACAUUCCAGGUAAAAGACAUCCUUGUGUAACUUCUGCAACAGUAUUUCCUUUCUGAACAGAUAUCUCCAGUACAGGUGUCUGAGUCCAAAAACUGAAAUCAUCCAGCUCUGGGGAGUGACUGAUGAUGUCUGCUGAGCAUGCAAGGUAUCUACAUGCAUUUUCCAAUCGCAAAAGUUGGCAUGAGGAAGAUCCCACACAUAAGAGCAGCAUCAGCAUAUCCCUGCAGCAUCGUGUCUCUUCCUGGCCAUGGGUGAUCCAUCCCCAUAGAGGACCUGGGAGAGGAACCUUAUGAGGCUGGGUAGAGGAUCCUUAUGAUUUUCAACAUGGGCAAGGAUGGAGUCCUACACCAGGGGAGGAAUAACUGCACAUAUCUGUACAGGUUAGUGGAUGUCCUGCUGGAAAAGAGCUCUGUGGAGAAGGACCUGGGCAUCCCAGAGGCCAUGAGCCAGCAGUGAGCCCUUGUGGCCAAGAAGGUCAAUGGUAUUCUGGGGUGCAUUACAAAAAGCAUGACCAGCUGGGGAGGGAGACGAUCCUCCCGUUCUACUCUGCCCUGGGGAGGCCCCAUCCCAAAUGUUGAGUCUGGUUCUGUGCUCCUCAGUUCAAGGCAAACUGGGAAUUACCACAGAAUCAUGGAAUAGAAUCUUUUGAGUUGGAAGGGACCCCUAAAGGUCAUCUCGUCCAACUCCCCUGCAAUGAACAGGGACGUCUACAGUUCAGUCAGGUUGCUCAGAGCCUGGGCCAGCCUGAUUUUGACUGUAGCCAGGGGUGGAGCAUCCACCACUUCUCUGUGCAACCUGUUCCAGUGCCUCACCACCCUUACUGUAAAAGACUUCUUCUUUAUAUCCAAUCUGAAUCUCCUCUCUUUUAGUUUGAAACCAUUUCUCCCUGUCCUGUCAAAGCACACCUUGCUGAAGAGUCUGUCCUCUCUUGUGUAAACUCCUCUAGGGUGCCCACCUAAGCAGGGAUGUUGGACAAGAUGAUCUCCAGAGGCCCCUUCCAACCUCUAUGAUUCUUUGAUUCUGUGGGAACCUGCUGCUUGUCACUCUAGCAUCCCCAAGACCGGGAGAAUGAACUGAACACUGAACACAGACAAACAGCGGCACAGAAUUUCAUAAAUGUUUCCUUCCUCUUGGGACAAAUAUGAGAGAAAAAGUGGAAAUAAAAAGAAAAAAAACCUCUUCAUAAAAGUUUUUGCAUUUUCCACCAGAAAAUGUUGUUUCUGAAUGAAUGGCAAGGCAUGAAUUUCACUUUCCCAGCUCUGCCUUGGCACUAGUACACUAUUCCUGCCUGGAAGGUUGCACAAAAUUCCAUCUGUGCCUCCACUGCUGCCAUUGAUGGUCCAGAACCAGCUCAGCUGAGAGGACUUGUUUGCUCAUCAGACUCCUGAAACAGUCCAAUUUCACAAUCCUACAGCCUACGUGAUGCCAAUGGCACAAGAUUCCUGGCAGAGGUUUGGCUUCUGCUAGUUGCUGAGCCAGGGGGCAUGGAGGGAGGUUUGGGGAUGGAGGGGAGGAGCCAGGGCCGCAGGGACUUCUCAAAUACCCCAUCCCUUGGGUGCAUUUCCUGCUUCCUCCCUGCAGUGCUUUCUGUGACCAACAUGAGGUUCAUUCUCCUGCCAUGUCUUUGGGCUUCCCUUGCAGGAGUCCUGCUGGCAGGAAAUAAUAAAAUAGUUCAACUGCGAUUAGUGAAUGGUACAAAUCACUGCUCUGGGAGAGUGGAGGUGCUUUAUGGACAGCAAUGGGGAACAGUCUGUGAUGAUAACUGGGACCUAAUUGAUGCUGAAGUUGUGUGCCGUCAGCUGGGCUGUGGGACAGCCCUAUCUGCUCCUUCCUCAGCUUAUUUUGGAAGAGGAUCUGACCCCAUUUGGCUUGAUGAUGUUACAUGUAAAGGAACUGAAGCUGCGUUGUCUGAAUGUACUGCAAAACCUUGGGGGAAACAUGACUGUGGGCAUGGAGAAGAUGCCGGUGUUGUAUGCUCAGGUAACUCUCACCCUGCAUGUCGCAAGUGAGUUUAGGGUAAUGCUGGAGAUGCUGUAGCGAGCUCUGUUCCCUUUGGAGCAAGGAAAACACCAACACUCAAGAAAACCACAAGUGAAUGUAGUUUGUACUGCCACAGUCUUGUACAUUCUCUAAACUAAAAAUUUUCUACUGCAUGAGCCACUGGUAGAGCAGUGCUGUUGCAGGAAUUAUUUAUAGACUCCCAGGUCCUCGAAGACAACCAUAAGCCCAGUGUUCUCCCUACAUGAUUUAUAAAGUCAUAGAAUCAUAGAAUCACAGAGGUUGGAGAAGACCUCC